This is a messenger RNA of Geodia barretti, 1547 nucleotides long. The record is from the annotation of a GenBank genome assembly. NCBI's taxonomy places the organism in Eukaryota, Metazoa, Porifera, Demospongiae, Tetractinellida, Geodiidae.
AGGAAGAGAAGUAAACGGACGGAAGUGGGCGUGGCUGUGUGCUGGGCGGGUCUCGAUUCGGUACUGGAACUGGACUCGGCUAACGCGUGAAGAAGGGACCGUUUUGUGGCCGUGUUUAUAGAGAGCAAGAAGACCCAUGGGGCGCAGUAGGAGCCGCUCCAGGUCUCCUAGAGGUCACUCUCAUAGAAAUGGAGAGAAGGAGAAAGACAAGGACAGGGAGAGGGAGAAAGACAGGGACAGGGAGAGGGAGAAAGACAGGGACAGGGAGAGGAACAAGGACAGCGGCAGGGAAAGGGGUAGAGACCGUGACAGAGACAGAGAUAGAGACCUGAGAAAGGAGAGAGAUCGCGACCGAGACAGAGAUCGAGAUAGGGGGAGAGGGAGGGACAGAGACCAUCGCGGCAGUAUCAAGAGGGACAGAGAUCGCUCCCGGUCCCCACGACGCAACAGGUCCAAAGAUAGGAGGGACAGAACAAGAAGGUCAAAGUCAAGGUCAAGGUCUCCUCAUAGAAGGGACAGCGCCAGCGAGAGGGAGGAGAAAGACAAAGGUAAGAAGAAGGAAGAGGAAGAGGUGGAGGAAGAAGAAGAAGAAAAGACACAGGAACAGAUGGAAGAAGAAGAGAUGAUGAGAAAAAUUAUGGGGUUCACCCGCUUCAACACAACAAAGGGAAAGCAUGUUCCAGGGAUUGAGGGUGCCGUGAAGAUUGGUAAACCAAAGCGCUACAGACAAUACAUGAACCGCAGGGGUGGUUUCAACAGGCAACUGGACCCCAUAAAGUGAAAUCACACCCAUGUCAUGAUAUUUGAGCACACACUUCAUCUUAUUACCGUUUUCUGUUACGUACAGCUAUAUAUCUUUUUCCCCAUUUAUCAACACUGACAAUAUGCACUCACUGUCUGAUUUUUGUUAUAUUGUAGGAUUCAUGACCGUCAUAUAUAUUAUUUCUGCGCUUGAAAUUCCAAAUCUGCCAAUAUUAUUAUUAUGUACAUUAUUCACAUUAACAUGCUACGACUUUCAACUGCUAUUUUUCAGUUCGUGUUUCAUCUCGUUGAACUUCCCUCGUAGAAUCCGAGAUUUCUGCUGCUUCAAGACUUUGAGCUUGAACCGGUGAAAGUCAGUGAGUGUCUUUCUCUUGUUCUUCAUGGCGAUCUUCUUGGCCCACGAGGUUUUCUCCCACUUGGCUCCAAUGUCUCCCUCCACAAACCUCUUCCGAACCUGCUUCUCUCUGGCCGAGGGCGAGAUCCUGAUCUUGAAGUCCGUCAACCACAGCUUGUUGAAGUUCAUUGCCUGCCGACGGACUCCCGUGCACGGUCCGUCCACUAGAGCCGUUCUCUGGUUAAUGACGUCGAUAAUGACGCACAGCUUUCCCUUGUCCACCCCGUCAGCGACCAACGCCACUCGCCCCACCUCUACAAAACGUUUAAACACCUACGGAGAAAGUAUACAACGCGAGGAAUAUGCAAAGCUCUUACCAUGACGGUUCUUUGAUGAUAAAACCGGAACAGUCGUUGAACACGCCACGCGGUCAAAACCACAAAAGCGCAUG